Molecule: messenger RNA, 1631 nt
Organism: Ectocarpus siliculosus
Lineage: Eukaryota; Phaeophyceae; Ectocarpales; Ectocarpaceae
Source: the annotation of a GenBank genome assembly
CAGGUACACAAGAACACCAGCUUUUCGACCGAGCUAUGACUUCCAGACGACGAGAGUCGACCGGUGGCAGAGGUGUGCACAUGCGGCCUUGCGCUGGGUUCACCAACUUCCCAGCCAGCAGGUUUGGCAACACCAGGCGCGUCUGGCCUCCGCCCCAAGUGCAAAUCGCCCACCCGAGCCUCGGCGUGGCCACCCUCGUUAACGGGGCGAGGUUCCGCGCCCGCGCCGGCCUGGGCGACUUCAUAAAGAGCGCCCAGGGGGCCGGCGGCGGCGGCGGCGGCGGCGGUGGGAGCAAGGGCGGCGACGACGAUGACGAAGUGACGAAGCUCAUCGAUAAGUACGGGGAUCGCAUCGGUGAAGUCGGGUUCGGCGGGGUCGUGGGGUUUUGCUCCGGGUACGCCAUGAUGAAGGUCGGCAAGGCCAUCGCUUUCGUCAUCGGAGUCGGCUUCAUUGUCGUUCAGGGUCUCAACUACUCUGGUGUGGUGACCAUCAAGUGGGAGAAGGCGGAGGUGAAGGUGAAGAGCCUGUUCGACAGCAACAAGGACGGCAAGGUGGACAAAGAAGACGCCAAGGCCCUCUGGAAACGCCUCAAAACGGCUCUCACGCACAACCUCCCGGCAGGCGGCGGCUUCACGGGCGGGUUCGCGCUCGGCCUGUGCUGCGGCUAAGCGUCAAGGGGUUGAUCUGAUCGAAUCUGCCGAUCAGUGCUUGUUGGUUUGCGCUGGCAAUACAUCAACAAGCACGACAGGUUUUUGGAGGGUAUUGCCCCCGCCCCCCCCGCCGCGCCCGCAGCAACGACAGAAAGGAACACCGGGGGUCACCUCUUGAUCCGUUGUUGCCAAACACGACGGCAGUGAACAGCAAUGCGUUUUGAUACGCGUUUUUGAGUUUUCGUUGAAGCGAAGCAAGUUUUGGCCUGUGAGCCCAUAUUGUAGAACGUGCACCUGUGUGGAUGCUUCGCAGUGUCAAAGCGAGAGCAAAUGUAAGUAUGUUCGUCACCGCCACACGCCUGAAUUGGUUGGUGCUGUAUUCGAUUUUGCCGGGGAAACGGGCUGCCUUCUUCUGUGUUUUCCCGGGUUGCUUGCGAGACCAACUCAUAUUUGUUUUGAUUAGAAUCUAGUUGGCCCACACCGCACGUGUGUGUUCACUUUGCUUCCCGCGCGCUUUUCCCGUUUUUUCGCGACAAUGGCUUAAGGCUACGGGGUUUUCUCCGUGACACGCAUCACAGCAGAAUGAUGGUCGUAGUGAGUGGCUUUGGGCGUUCCCGCUGCGUAAACUACAGCGACGGGAGUGAGCGAGUGUCUUGUGUUUUCGUUGGAAGGGGUAUGGCCUUGCCUGGCUUCCUUUUUGUGUAGAGAUCCCCCCCCCCUUCUGUUGGAGGUUUCAUUUCCGUGGCGCCGAACCCAGGCUUGUAUCUAAAGAGAAAAACAGCAUCCGCGUAAAGUACCACAGCAGUAGUCGCCUUUCUUCGGGAUCGGCAUUUACAUGUGUUGUAGCGCACGCUCGUUUUGCAUGACCCGCAUCAUGCGGGGCCAACUUGGUGGCGGGUACUGGUAGGAACGUGCCCGGUAUUUUGAACAAUGGGAUUUUCCUCUUUUAGGGGGCCUUGGGCGGCAUCCGUUCCAAGCACU